AGUCCUUACCAGAGAUCGAAGGGAGAAAGUCAUUGAAUUUACACCGGAACCGUUAUAUCGUAAUCAAACCACCUGUUUUAGGGCGGGAGGAUUCUUUUCCGCCAUCCCUCUUAAGAAUAGUAUGGGACAGAGUUAAUUUGGAGUACGUUAUUUUGGACAAGACAGAGUGCGCUAGUGCAGGCUGCCGCAUGCGAGCCAGCAAGUUGACAGAUAUAACAAAACUCGAGUCAACAGGGGACAGUCCUAAAAGGAAUUACGGAGGUUGAAGAUAUAGCUGCUCCAACAAAAUGAAAUUCGCGGAGCACCUUUCGUCUCAUAUUACUCCGGAAUGGAGGAAACAGUACCUUCAAUAUGAGGCGUUCAAGAGUAUGCUGUAUGCAGCCCAGGACCAGGCCCCAUCCAUAGAAGUCACAGAUGAAGACACUGUCAAGAGAUACUACGCCAAGUUUGAGGAGAAGUUUUUCCAGAAUUGUGAGAAAGAGCUUUUGAAGAUCAACACAUUCUAUUCAGAGAAACUUGCUGAAGCACAGAGGCGUUUUGCCACCCUGCAGAAUGAGCUGCAGUCGUCUCUGGAUGCGCAGCGGGAGAGCAAUGCCCCAGGCCUCCGCAAACGCAAGACGGUGUUCCACCUGUCCCAGGAGGAACGCUGCAAACACCGCAACAUCAAGGACCUGCAGCUGGCCUUCUCCGAGUUCUACCUCAGCCUCAUCCUGCUGCAGAACUACCAGAAUCUGAACUUCACAGGUUUCCGUAAAAUCCUGAAGAAGCAUGAUAAGAUCCUGGAGACCCCCCGCGGGGCUGACUGGCGUGUGGCCCAUGUGGAGGUGGCCCCUUUCUACACCUGUAAGAAGAUCACUCAGCUCAUCUCUGAGACAGAGGCUUUGGUGACCACAGAGCUGGAGGGAGGGGACCGUCAGAAAGCCAUGAAAAGGCUGAGAGUGCCUCCACUGGGGGCAGCACAGCCUGCUCUAGCCUGGACUACCUUCCGCGUUGGCCUCUACUGUGGGGUCUUCAUAGUCCUCGCUAUCUCCUUCCUCCUCACUGGUGCUGUACUCAUCCGGUAUGAGAACGUGUGGCCUCUGGUGCGUAUCUACCGUGGUGGCUUCCUGCUGAUUGAAUUCCUCUUCCUGUUGGGCAUUAACACCUACGGCUGGCGCCAGGCGGGGGUCAACCACGUGCUCAUCUUCGAGUUGAACCCUCGCAGCAACCUCUCCCAUCAGCACCUGUUUGAGAUUGCUGGUUUCCUGGGGGUGCUGUGGUGUUUGAGCAUCCUGUCCUGUCUGUACUCUGAGUACACCAUGCUGCCCAUGCAGGUCAACCCUCUCAUCCUCUACGGCUUCAUGCUCCUCUUCCUCAUCAACCCCUUCAAGACUGGCUACUACAAGUCCCGCUUCUGGCUGCUCAAACUGCUGUUCCGUGUGUUCACGGCGCCGUUCCACCGUGUGGAGUUUGCAGACUUCUGGCUGGCCGACCAGCUCAACUCUCUGGUGAUUGUACUGAUGGACCUGGAGUAUCUCAUCUGCUUCUACAGCUUUGAGCUCAAAUGGACCGACCGCAAAGGCCUCCUGCCCAUGUUCAACGGUGAUUACACGUGCCAUAGUUACUCCUACGGUCUCCGUGCCAUCAUCCAGUGUCUGCCCGCUUGGUUCCGUUUCGUGCAGUGCCUCCGUCGGUACCGAGACACCAAGCGAGCUUUCCCUCACCUGGUCAACGCUGGCAAAUACUCCACCACUUUCUUUGUGGUCACCUUCGCCGCACUCUACAGCACCCACAAAGAACAAAAGCAUUCUGAUGCAGACAUGUUCUUCUACCUGCUGAUGGUGUUCUCAGCCGUCAGCUCCCUGUACACACUGAUCUGGGACCUGAAGAUGGACUGGGGCCUGUUCGACCGUGGAGCAGGAGAGAACACCUUCCUCAGGGAGGAGAUUGUCUACCCACAGAAAGCAUACUACUACUGUGCCAUCAUAGAGGACGUGAUCCUGCGUUUCGCCUGGACCAUCCAGAUCUCCCUCACCACCAUGACCAACAUCCCCUCUGUGGGAGACAUUGUGGGCACAGUGCUGGCGCCUCUAGAGGUGUUCAGGCGUUUUGUCUGGAACUUCUUCCGUCUGGAGAACGAGCACCUGAAUAACUGUGGUGAGUUCCGUGCCGUGAGGGACAUCUCAGUGGCUCCGCUGAAUGCUGACGACCAGACACUGCUGGAGCAGAUGAUGGACCAGGAGGACGGAGUCAGGAACCGCCAGGGCAAGAAGAGCUGGAAGCGCAGCUACAGCCUGUCUCUACGACGCCCUCUGAUGUCCUCUCAAUCAUCCAAGAAGGACACCAAGGUGUUGAUAGAGGAUACGGAUGAUGAGGCCUUCAGCUGAGCCCAGGGCACCAGCUCUACACCCCCAGUGAUCUUAUCACUCCAUCACAGAGCUGCCUCACCACACACACACACACAUCGGCAGACAUAGGCAGACAGACAGACAGACACAAACUAAUACAUACAUGCAGUGACACACACAACAAUUAACUUACUCAAGCACAAUCUCAGUAUAUGCUAUUGGUAUAGAUGAGGUGGAAUUACACACACAGUUCUGUUGUUCAGACCAAGAGGGAUACACACAGGAACAUAUUGGAGAAAAAACACCCAGUCCUGGGAUUUUCCAAUGAGUUCUUUUAUUUUUUUUAACAGACUCCUUUAGUUUCUUUAUGUUAAUACUUUUUAGUUUGUAUAUUUGUUUUUGUAGUUCUUUUCCAUUUUUAAAGAUGUAAUAAUAGAGAAUAAACAACUGUUUACAUGCAUUUAGUAUAUCAGGAUCAACAGGGAUAAGACAUAUUAAUCAAAAAGACUAAUAAUAAUAACCAACCCGAGCAUGGACUCUGCAACAUUAACCACAGCACAUCAACCACAUCAACUGGUUUCAACCUGUUGCUUCUUUUUCUACUCUGCGUUUUGGGUUGAUUUUUAAAAAAUUUAGUUGUAAUAAUGAAGUCGGUGUAAAACCCUGGCGGCACUUGCAGGAAAAGUGCAUUUCAUACAAACAAACCAAAACAACCUGUACAAAAAUAUCAUUUGAACAUAUGAGUCUGUUAAAGUUGCUUUGUAUAUUUGUUAAUGUGCGUUAUUUGGAUGUCAGAACUAUUAUGUACCCCAUGUAUUAUUUAGAAGAAUGACAAUAGCUUGAGCAUCUGUGCAAUGAUAUUGAUGUGUUUCUCAAUGGUGGGAAUGUUGUUAGACUUGUGCCAUGCUUUCUAGAAGCCGUUGUUGUCGAAGAGUACAAACUCUUCAGGUGGCUCAUUCUCCCUCUCAUACAAGCUUGGCCCACAGAUCAGUUAGUCAGCAACACGUUACAACUUCAAAGUUAUCUAAUUAGCUCAUGGCAAGUGCCCUACACGUGCAAAACUGUACUUUGCUUUUCUGCCAAACGUGAUAUUCUAAUUCAUGUCGUUCGCUGGCGUAUCAUCAACCAUCUAGCUAGCCUGAGAAGAAUGGUCUGUUCUGUGUGGCGGUGGAGUUGAGAAGACUGACUGAGCGGUUUUCCCAUUUCUCUGCCCUUUAGGAAAACGAUCCCAUUCUCUUUUGAUCAGUCAACAACUGAAACGGCACUGUGACUGUUUUUCUAUUGCAGUGUUUUCUACUGAUGGUGUGGGGCACUUUGCGUCUGUUCUGUUGUUUUGCUAUCAGCCUUCUCAGAACAGUGGCGACAGAGAUCAGCGGACAGUGUCCAGCGUUUCCACUGGGGUUCCUCUGACUGCCCCAGUGGGUCAUGUGGAAUCUUCACAGGAUACUGUUGACAUCUGAAGAGGGCUUUUCCAUGGGAGGAAUUCCCUGGUUAAACAUGAGAUCAUCAUGUCAUGUCUGCUAGCCCUCGCACUCUCCAAAUAACAGUCCUCACCCUGAUCACUGUCAUCUCUCUGAAAGAUCUACCACUUUUACAACACAGCUGCUGCAUCACCACUUGAAUAUAAAAUGCAUGCGUCAUGUACAGUAUCAUAGGCCCUGGGACUCUGCAUGUGUUGUUUUACUAGUGGUAGUGUUUGUCAGGCUUAUUGACUAGAACAGGGACCAAGUGUGUGAGUCGUGUCUCUGCUGUGUCAGGUGAUCUCUAAUCCUGGAAAGACCUUGCUGUGAAACAGUAGUUCUCAGAUCAGAUAGCCAUGAUUAAACAGGCCUGUCCUCCUUGGGUUGUAAGGCCUGCAGUAUUUACUGGGUUUUAAGGGUUAGUUCAUAGUUUCAAGUCUCAGUGGCCAAACAUUCUGUUGAAGGUGAGGGUGAUCUGUUACCAACUCAUUCUACAGUAUGUCAGGUUCUCUUGCACUAAUCAACAAAGCUCAUGAUUUUGCUGUAAUGUUUGCUUUAAUGUACUUUUUAUAACUUAGUGAAUUUUGGUUUUGCCAAGAAAAAUAACACCAUGGAAAUUGUACUGUUAGCGCUCUUUUUGUCUAGUUUGUCACAUGCAUGCUUUACUUGUAGACAAAUAUCAUUUGCGAGCACAAUCUUUAUCGGCUGUAACUUUGAAAGUGGGUAAGCCCCUUUUUGUGGGCUUUCUGGCUUUUCAAAGGAAGGAUAAGUGUCACUACCUGUUUCUCUCCCCUCCUCCCAGUGUGUGAAAUCCUGUCUCUCUCACUCUGUGGCUUAGCUGUUUACAUGAUGCAGUAGCCAUGAGUUGAUCAGCAUGAGCUCGUCUUUAUUGUUUAGACUAUUGACGUGUCUAAUGAUAAAUUACGGUUGGGGACCCAGCACAAAAUCUGUGUCAAUUGAAAAGUCCAUAGACUACAAAAUGUGUUGCAAAUGCUUAAAAGUGCCAUCAACAACCAGAAUGACAUACAAUGGCUUGUGCCUUUGAGAUAUAUUUCUUAUUGCGGUGAGGAUUGUAGUCAGAAAGACAUAUGGCACUUAGGGAUGUGCCAUGGCGUCUGGUACGUCUUUAAAACCACUAUCACAAAACACACAAUUCAAUUAUCUAACUACAGAGUGCGUCCUCUUUGUUGGAAGUAUAGUUGCUCCCACUUUCUUCUCUUCCCAUACUCACGAUAACUACUGAACAGGCCAGUCAACCAGUCUUUCCACCAAAAAACACUGCUGCGAGGAUACCUUUACAUUCCUUGUAGCUUUUGCAUUUCAGGCCUUUUAAAGCAAUGGAGAGCUCUUCUACUCCCACAAAACACAAAUACACACUGUUUAAUCUCAUCUAAACCUCCCUCCAACAUUGUCCUCUUUUGUCAGAGAGCAAAAACUUCUCCCUCCAACUUGAUUGCUUUAGUAUCGCUCUACCGAUUGUCUUGCCUGCAUGCUGGUUUUGUUUUCCACUGUACAUAUCUUUAUUUAUUUUUCAUUAUAUGAAGAACACUGAUUAUUCUAGCUGUUCUGAUCAUUCUUGAUUACAUACAGUGCAUUCAGAAAGUAUUCAAACCCCUUCCAUUUUACACUUUGUUACGUUACAGCCUCAUUCUAAAAUAGUUAUUUUUCCUCAUCAAGCUACACACAUUACCCCAUAAUGACAAAGCAAACAGGUUUUUAUACAUUUUUAAAAAUAGAUUUUUUUAAAUUAUACCUUAAAUCACAUUUACAUAAAGUAUUCAGACCCUUUAAUCAGUACUUUGUUGAACCACCUUUGGCAGCGAUUACAGCCUCGAGUCUUCUUGGAUAUGACGCUACAAGCUUGGCACACCUGCAUUUGGGGAGUUUCUCCCAUUCUUCUCUGCAGAUCCAUUCAAGCUCUGUCAAGUUGGAUGGGGAUCAUCUCUGCACAGCUAUUUUCAGGGUCUCUCCAGAGAAGUUCGAUCAGGUUCAAGUCCGGGCUCUGGCUGGGCCACAACAACAUUGAGACUUGUCCCGAAGCCACUCCUGCGUCAUCUUGGCUUUAUGCUUAGGGUCGUUGUCCUGUUGGAAGGUGAACCGUUGCCCCAGUUUGAGGUCCUGAGCAGGCUUUCAUCAAGGAUCUCUCUGUACUUUGGUCCAUUCAUCUUUGCCUCGAUCCUGACGAGUCUCCUGGUCCAUGCCGCUAAAAAACAACCCCACACAAAUGCUGCCUGCCACCACCAUGCUUCACCGUAGGGAUGGUGCCAGGUUUCCUCCAGACAUGACGCUUUCAGGGCAAAGAGUUUCAUCUUGGUUUCCUCAUACUAGAGAAAAUAGUUUCUCAUGGUCAGAGUCCUUUAGGUGCCUUUUGUCUUUUACUGAGUGGCUUCCAUCUGGUCACGCUACCAUAAAGGCCUGAUUGGUGGAGUGCUGCAGAGAUGGCUGUCCUUCUGGAAGGUUUUCCCAUCUCCACAGAGGAACUCUGGAGCUCUGUCAGAGUGACCAUCGGGUUCUUAGUCACCUCCCUGACCAAGGCCCUUUUAACCCGAUUGCUCAAUUUAGCCGGGUGGCCAGCUCUAGGAAGAGUUGAUGGUUCCAAACUUAUCCAUUUAAGAAUGAUGGAGGCCACUGUGUUUUUGGGGACCUGCAAUGCUGCAGAAAAGUUUUGGUAACCCUUCCCCAGAUCUGUGCCGACAAAUGUGGGAGCUUAUAUAGAAAGGUGUGCCAUUCCAUAUCAUAUCUAAUUCAUUGAAUUUACCACAGGUGGACUCCAAUCAAGUUGUAGAAACAUCAAGGAUGAUCAAUGGAAACAGGAUGCUGUUCAUCAUAGGGUGUUGCAUGUAGAUUGAGAAAACCAUAUAAUCCAUUUUAGAACAAGGCAGAAACGUAAUAAAAUGUGGAAAAAGUGAAGGGGCCUGAAAACUUUCGAAAUGCACUGCAUUUUGUUUACCAUAUAGCUUUAAAACAAGCAGUAUUCUAGGUGGUGAUGAGCAUUUUGUUCACAAUCCUGAAUUCAAAUGUAAAACCUGUUGAAUUGUGUUUGUAAAAAAAGAAACAGUAGAAGUUCAUCUGGAUUGUGAUUGGUCGUAUUUUGUUGGGGUUUCAAUACUUUUUCCUGGCUCCCUCAUCCUCAGGGUUCAUUGGCAUCCAGGCCUACUGGAGGGAGGGGACUAGGGGUUGGCACAACCCUCACUCCAUAGUGUCGACACUAACAAGAUACUAAUGGAGGACAUUUCUUAGAAGCAUUGUAAUGCAUAUACAGUGGCUUCGGAAAGUAUUCAGACCCCUUGACUUUUUCCACAUUUUUCUAAAACCUACACACAAUACCUGACAAAG
This is a messenger RNA of Oncorhynchus kisutch (coho salmon), 7123 nucleotides long. RefSeq names its product xenotropic and polytropic retrovirus receptor 1 homolog. The transcript has 15 exons. Gene Ontology annotation, biological process: cellular response to phosphate starvation; phosphate ion transport. NCBI's taxonomy places the organism in Eukaryota, Metazoa, Chordata, Actinopteri, Salmoniformes, Salmonidae. Bases 288 to 2366 code for a protein of 692 amino acids. Gene Ontology annotation, cellular component: plasma membrane; Golgi apparatus; cytoplasm. Gene Ontology annotation, molecular function: inositol hexakisphosphate binding; phosphate transmembrane transporter activity. The record is from RefSeq and is a predicted model, not a curated record.